Penicillium verhagenii is the source of this 1866-nucleotide messenger RNA. RefSeq lists its product as uncharacterized. NCBI's taxonomy places the organism in Eukaryota, Fungi, Ascomycota, Eurotiomycetes, Eurotiales, Aspergillaceae. Gene Ontology annotation, molecular function: catalytic activity. The record is from RefSeq and is a predicted model, not a curated record. The transcript has 5 exons. Bases 1 to 1866 code for a protein of 621 amino acids.
AUGUGCAUCUUCCCAACACUGGAACACAAAAUUGAAUUACUGAAAAACAUGGCUACUACUAUCCAAUAUUCUGUCCAAGAAGAAUCACUCAAACUACUCGAAAAUGGAAUUCUCAAAAACCCUCUGAUCAAGGGUCUCCCUGCCGAGAUUCAUAGUUUCAAGGACCUUGUUUCUUUCGAGGGCAAGCAAACACCAAGCAUCCCUGUUGUGUGGAGAUUUGCUGAAAGCAUCUCCUCCUUGAAAGCAUUUGAAGCAUUGAUGUUGAAUGUGUUGCUGGUGAGGAAAUACAAGAUUCCGCCUCCUCAGAUCAAGAUCAAUACAGACCAUGCUAGCUUGUUCGUCAUGUCCCCCUUGAAUGCUAGUCUGGUGGAGGAAGACGGCACAAGAAUCGGUGGCCCUGAAGCCGUGGUGAAACUGUUCCCUAACACUGACCACCAUCGAUCGCAAUUCUCCUUACAUCGCCAGCUGGUCACGAAUAUCUACAAGACAAAAGAUGAUCGCUACUACCACACCCACGGUUCGUGCUACCAGUUGACUGCGAGCAGAGGAGACGCAGAGCAAGAGGGUGACAGCAAAAUACGAUCUGAUGUUGUGUUUCAUGACCCUUUACUAAUGGUGACUGUACUCACAGGCAGCUUGAACCCCGAGCCCACAAUGACUGCCCUGGGUAUCCAGCCCGAAGGAGUCGAUGGCGAAACAUAUGACGAUAUCGUGAGUCGGUACCAGGCCGCAGUGGAAAGGUUCACAGCCACAGAGCUCGAUACUCUGAUGAACGACCAAUACCGCAAAGCAGGCACAGUGGCCUGGACCCCCGAAGAAUAUUUUGCCAGCGAGCAUGGAAAGGCAAACGCCCACAUCGAUCUUUACACAAUUGAUAAGGAGGAAACCCAGAAUCAAGGCCCUUCCUGGUGGCCAGAAGUCCCUGAGACAUCCACCCAACGACCUUUGGCCGGCCUUAAAGUCAUUGAUCUGACAAGAAUCAUCGCCGGUCCUUGUAUAACCCGCAGCUUGGCUGAAAUGGGCGCCCGUGUGAUGCGUGUGACCGCAGAACACAUCGAUGAUAUGUCAGCUCUGCACCAUGACUUGAACUGGGGGAAAUGGAAUUGUUACCUUGAUCUUCGUUCCGCUGGUGACAGGGAGAAGCUGAGGAAAUUGAUAUCCGAGGCUGAUGUCGUGGUUGAUGGGUACCGACCUGGCGUCAUGGGCAAAUGGGGUUUCGGCCGGGAAGAUAUCUAUGCAUUGUGCAAGGAUCGUGAAAGAGGUGUUAUUCACGUUAGAGAAAACUGCUAUGGCUGGAAUGGCCCCUGGCAAGGCCGAAGUGGCUGGCAGCAAAUCAGCGAUGCUUGCUGCGGUGUCUCUUAUGAAUAUGGAAAGGCGAUGGGUGUUGCCGGAGCUGUGACGCCAGUUUUCCCCAAUUCCGACUACUGUUGCGGCGUUUCUGGCAGUGCUGCAGUUCUUCAAGCAUUAUGCAAACGGGGCGAGAAAGGAGGCUCUUACGGAAUUGAUGUCUCUCUCAACUACUACUCACAGUGGCUUGUCAGGUCAUGUGGCAAAUACCCUGCCGAAGUCUGGUCUGAGCUCUGGAAAUCCACUGGCUCCUUGACCUUCCAACAUUAUCACGUCAUGAUAAAUAUGAUCCGCCAGGUAGGCAAGGCAAUGUACGAGUACAACGCUGCGACACUUCUUCAGCCUUCGUUCUUCGAGAUUAGAAAAUCUGGAGCUCUGGGGCAAUUUAUUCGCACAAUCAAACCGGUUGCGCAAUUUCCCAAUGGCGAGGUCACAUUAGGCUUUGGGAUCGGUACGCGGGGAAAUGGAGUCGACGAGGCUGUUUGGCCUGAGGAUAUGAAUGUUGAGAUCGUUGUAUAA